AGCAUCCAAGCAACAAAAAAUGUAGUCAUUAUUAUUUUGUAAAAUUCGCAAAUAAAAUGGACUUAUCCAUAACAAAAACAAAAUCCUACUGAACUCAAUAUCUACUUCAACUUUCGUAAGGCAAUCCAACGGGUAACCACCAGAGCAAAGCAAUGGAGGGCGGGCGGCAGUCGCGCCUGCUCGGCCGACUGCUCGGCAAGCUGCGCGGCGAACAUCGGACAUCAUUGGAUAAAAACUUUUCUUUUAGUUCUUCGUGCAUGAGCGAGAGUGUAGGCUGCGGCAGCGGCACGGAAGACGAUGUAGAACCGACCUGCACUAAAGCCACUGUGUCCAAUUCGACGAUCGACUACACGCAGUUUGCCGCUAAUGUUGAUUUACGAUAUGGAGGACAAUAUUUGACACCUGAUCAAUUACCUGAGUUCUGCAACCAGUUGCAUCACCUCGUUGAAGUCAUCAGGAACAUACAGUCAUAUGCUAAGGUCACGGGCGAAUAUCCAAGCGAAUUAGAACGUCGUCUAGAACGCGAAGCUCGCGAAGUAGCGGCGCUCGCGAGCGAAGCGAGAAACGCGCGGGACGCGGCCGAGCGCGCUACGGUACAACGCGAGGCGUUGAGGUGCGAACGCGGACAGCUUGUCACGCAACUCGCUAGGAUGAGGGAUGUUGAAGUCCGUGAGCUGGAGAGCACGGUGCGUGUGUCGGACAGAAAGCUGUACAAGAGUUACGAAGCUGUGAAAGACACGACCGACCCAAGUGCAUUUGAACCUAUUUUAGAAGAAAUUAGGAACAAGCAAAACGCCCUUGAAGGUCUACAGCGGCUGAUAGAAAAUCGACGUAACUCGUUGUCGAAGAAGCCGUCACACGCUUUGCCACUGCCAGCCAGUAAUGAUGGCGGACCAAUAACUUCAACACGUAAGCGUCACGAGAGUCGGCGUUCGAACAAGAGAAGAAGGAAAGACAUAAUACGAGAACCACGCUCCGUCCCGCUCUCGGGGGAACCGAGCUCGCAUGAACCACAUCAGGUGACGCUAUACAUCCGCGGAGUGGGUGUCAACUCCCAAGCGUCGCGCAUGCGCGCGGGCAGCGCGGCCGCUGUCACUCUUGGCGCGCUUGACGUGCCCGCCAGAGGCAGCGUACAGGAUAUCAUGUAUUUUACGGCUCCCUGAUAUUAUUUGAGACUAAAAUUGUAGUUUUAAAUACUGUUUGAAAUAAACUGUGAUAAAUU
This is a messenger RNA of Colias croceus (clouded yellow), 1222 nucleotides long. RefSeq lists its product as uncharacterized. The transcript is spliced from 9 exons. Lineage: Eukaryota; Metazoa; Arthropoda; Insecta; Lepidoptera; Pieridae. The coding region runs from base 153 to 1163 and encodes 336 amino acids. The record is from RefSeq and is a predicted model, not a curated record.